UUACAAUACAGUUGAGAGACAAGGCGACCGAUGCUGUCAUGGACAAUUUCACGAGGCGAAUAUGGCCAUAAGCGUGACUCUCUCGCCUGCGUCGACCAAGUGAGCACUUCAUGACUGAACUAUUCCGACCAGAUAAAAUAACCUAUAACUGCUGGCAUAUAUUUCGAGGGAGCUCAGUUUUGAUCGAAGCGCUGCUGAGACUCGACUCGGCUCGACUGUGACUCAACUGAACCCGAAUCGACCCAUCGCAUCUUGCAUCUCAGGUACUCGGGGGCUGCUAGAAGUGGCUUGGAUCGGAUCGAAUCAAAAGGUGCUAAUGUACCACUUCUAGGCAGUUGUCGCACUCAGGUACCUUAGCUUACCUUAGCUCUAGGCACCCUCCACCAUCUCCCCGUCAAGAGAGUACCACCAUAGCCUUUUCUUGGCCCAGGCUCAAUUCACGCCCUGGUUCGCUUCCAACUCCCUCCUGUCCAUAAUCUUUUUCUUACAUAUCCUUACACUCACUCAAGGCAUCACUGUUCAUCGAUAGCCCCCCACUGACCAGCAUCCUUUAUUCCUGGUUGAAGACUUGUACCACCUCAUCGUGAACCAUUUCACCCGGCUCCUCCUUGGCUUGGCUUCACGUACAAAUACUCACUCUUCCUGGCCAUCGCCAUGGCUCCGCAACCCGAGAAGAGCCAAUUGAAGCGCCCGCGCGUUAGUCCAUCCCCUUCUCUCUGGCGUUUCUGAAGAAAAGAUUCACGGUCUAUUCUGUUGGUGGACAAAAUGUCGACGUUCUCGGAACUCUUCUCGCGCCUGUCGUUCCAUCUCGUGUCGCGCCAUCUAUCACCUACAGUUACUAACUUGCUUCGCAUCGCAGGGCUCGUUGCCAGAUGAUGAGACUGAGACCAAGAAACCUCGCCGAGCUGAGCGCCUCGAGGCUGAUCCAGACAAGACCCCAAUUGUCAACAAGCAGCAUCUGCCAUCACCUCUCACACAUCUUACUGAUGACUCCAACGAGCUCAACAAAGAGCCAACCGCGACCCCCCCGGGACAGAAGCAACACGAGAUAACCCCCAAGAAGACUGAGGACACAUAUUCUCAAGGCCAAGCGCUAUCGUCACCACCUCAAGACACUCAGCCGCUCAGUCAGUUCGUUGAUCGCCACCCUGCCAUCUCCGACGACAUCGAAGACGAAAUUCGCGAAGGCGUCUGGGGAUAUCUCGUUCCACUUGAUCCGAAGUACGGUGAUAAGCCGAUUGUCCUGAAGAAACGAAGCGCAUGCCCCCUACCAGACACAGUGGCCGAUUCCGCCAAGCAGGAUAACAAACAUCACACCAACGAGAACGGCAAGUCCGCUGCGAUGAAAGAUGAAGAGGCCUUCGAGAAGAAGAAGGAGAAGGGCGUCUCUUCUGGUGGCUAUCUGAUUGGACGACAUCCCGAGUGUGACAUUGUUGUUAACGACGGUAUUGUGUCGAACCGCCAUUGCCUUAUUUUCACCGAAAAUAAAGGUAAUGAUACUGUCGCAAUUGUUGAGGAUCUGUCGAGCAACGGGACGUACGUCAACGAAGCCAUCGUGGGCCGAAAUCAGCGCCGCGAACUUGAGGAGCAAGACGAGAUUGCUGUCCACGGCAAGGCGCGUUUUGUCUUCCGCUACCCCCAGAGUCGACAGACAAGCGCUUUUCUCCAACAGUACACUCUUUUAGAGAAGCUUGGAAAGGGUCAUUUUGCCGAGGUUUAUCUAUGCGUUGAGAAGGCCACUGGUCAGCGCUUUGCAGUCAAGAUUUUCACGAAGCACCCUGGCGUGGAGGAUCGCUCAAAGACGGAGGGCUUGCAGCAGGAAAUCGGCGUAUUGAUGGGGGUUAGUCACCCGAACGUUCUCUGCCUAAAGGACACCUUCAACGAACGUGAUCGCGUAUACUUGGUGCUCGAGUUAGCACCAGAGGGAGAACUUUUCAACUACAUUGUGAUGAAGCAGAAGCUCAGCGAAGAUGAGUCAAGGAAGUUAUUUGUGCAGCUCUUCCAGGGUAUCAAGUACUUGCAUGAACGUAACAUUGUGCACCGAGAUAUCAAGCCUGAAAAUAUUCUGCUGGUCGAUAAGAAUCUGCAUGUAAAGCUUGCUGACUUUGGCCUGGCCAAAAUUAUUGGAGAAGAGUCUUUCACAACUACACUAUGUGGAACGCCCAGCUAUGUUGCGCCUGAGAUCCUCGCAGACUCCAAGCAGCGCAAGUACACAAAGGCAGUUGAUGUCUGGUCUUUGGGAGUUGUGCUUUACAUUUGCUUGUGUGGUUUCCCACCUUUCUCCGAUGAGCUUUACUCGCGCGACUUCCCCUUCACCCUCUCCCAGCAGAUUAAGAGUGGCCGUUUCGACUACCCUUCCCCUUAUUGGGACUCCGUCGGAGACCCAGCACUCGACCUCAUUGACUCUAUGUUGAUCGUUGAUCCUGAGAAGAGAUUCACGAUUGACCAGUGCCUGCAACAUCCGUGGCUCACACAGAGUAGCCCGGGUGUAAAUGACAGCACUGGUGGUCUCGUCGGAGGCAUUGCAGGCCUGGAGGUCAACCGAAGAGCCCCUGCUCGUGAGCGAACCUUGCUGGCCUCUCUCAACACUGUGCAGGUCACUGCUCAGCUUGAAGUUGGCAAGGACAAGAACCCUGUGAAGGUGUUCUCAAAGAACAAAGGUCGUGUUACCAAUGUGGCAAAGGAGUCUGACCCUGCCGCUCAACGGGCACCAGACGAAUUUAUUGAGAUGGGAGGUAAGGGCGACCAAGAAUUAUUCGCGGAUGAUGAUUCGAGCAUUUACCCAAUAGGUGAUAAUGGCGAGAAGAUCAAGGCGAACAAGGCCAAGCGAUAAAUCAGUGGGUUUGGAAUGUUAGAGUUGAGUAUGCGGGAUCUGGGAGUAUUUGGCUUUGUUCUGGUGUUACUAUCAUUGAGUUGGUAUUCGAUAUUGAUUGUUUGAAGGAGUAUCCUCUAUAGAGACGGUACAUGGGAUCAUCUGGUGUCUUGUAUUGGAUGUUGUUCUUUCUGGUUUGUUUCUUCGCUUGCAUACAUCUUCAAUCACAGAGGAAAGGGGAUGGAUAUGUUGAGAAGGGCUGCUCAUCAGCCAGUAGUAACUUGAAAGCGUACGAAAAGUCUUGAUUGUUUUUUAAUGCCUGCUGAAAGAGUUUCGAGUAGCACUUCUAUAUUGUGAAGUGUUAAACCCCUGACUUGAGAUAUGGCUAAGUGGAACAAAUG
Fusarium verticillioides 7600 is the source of this 3213-nucleotide messenger RNA. RefSeq names its product CAMK/RAD53 protein kinase. Gene Ontology annotation, molecular function: protein serine/threonine kinase activity; ATP binding; protein binding. The record is from RefSeq and is a predicted model, not a curated record. Gene Ontology annotation, biological process: mitotic DNA damage checkpoint signaling; protein phosphorylation. Bases 1343 to 2833 code for a protein of 496 amino acids. Gene Ontology annotation, cellular component: nucleus. Lineage: Eukaryota; Fungi; Ascomycota; Sordariomycetes; Hypocreales; Nectriaceae. The transcript has 4 exons.